AUGCGCUCUUAUUUUCCGCGAUGCCCUUCGAACCRCGGGGWUUCGGUGUAGAGCUUACGCAAAUACCCGGCCAGCCUCGGAAGCAGCUCCAUCACUCUUGCGCACACAAUUGAACAACCUUGAACAGUUUCAAAAUCAGUUACGGUGUUCUCUGAAUUGUUUGAUUGUUUAAUCUUAUUAUAAUUACAACGUGAAAAGAAGACUUGAAAUUGCGUGUUCAAUUGAUCAAGGUUCGGUGAGUUUCAAUAGGCCGUCUAUGUGGAACCCUCAUCAAGUAGUAAAGGUUAACACUAAUGAAUCUCUACCUGAUAUUGCUACUGAUAACAACAGAUAAAAGUCACGCGAACAGCCUCACUUCGCUUUAAUAGUGGAAAAAUAUAACUUGUUUAGAAGUUUCAUUGAUGCGAACUUUGCACAAUACUUGGAUGAGUCUUGAAGAGAUGUYAUAGCUUCGGCGACGCUUGAAUUUGGUGACAUCCAAUACUGCAGUCAUACGCAUAAAAUUCACUGGCUGUCAUUUCAAGUGUUACACAAUUAAAAGGAGAGUGUGAGUCAUCGAUCUGUCAGCGUGCGAGCUGUGGUGAUGAAUAUAUAGUUGGGACCUGUGUUAGCCUGGGCACUUGGAAAUAACACCUGAACAGCAACACUCUGCAGACAGGAGGUCGUCUUCUGGAGCUGCGCAGCAACUAUGUCGCUCACGAUGGAACGCGUACAAACCUAUGCAACGUUCCUCCUCUUUCAAACCAUGAUGACACUGGAGUUUAUCGUCUUCAAGUUUCUUCACAGUAUUCCAUUUGUGGGGGACUACACAACUGURAAAUGGUUCGAUUGGACGGCGAGGAUAGUCAUGAAGAAAGAGGAAUACUGGAAUACAGCCUUCGGAUGGGAAAUGUAUAAGUUGCAGACAAGAGUCGUUCAAAAAGGAACCUUCAAGAAUGCAAAACUAGGUCGACCUGCACCAAAUCCAGAAGUACUUCUCCUUGAUGGAAACCGCGAUGCAAAAAAGCUUCUUGACUACUGCAAGGGGACGAGGCCACUGGUCUUGAACUUCGGUAGUUGUAGCUGACCCCCGUUUGUCGAGAAGAUGGGCGAAUUCGGCGAAAUCCAAAAGGAAUUUGCUGAAAUUGCCGACUUCUUGGUUAUAUACAUUGAGGAGGCGCACCCAGUUGAAGGCUGGAAUUUUAACAAUGGUCAAGAUUAUGCUGCGCAUAAGACUGCGCAUGACCGCAUCAGAGAGGCUCAGAUUCUCGCCAAACAAUUYCCGUCKACUCAAUUCGUAGCAGACAACAUGGAYGACGAUGCUAUGCUGGCCUAUGGUGCCCUUCCCGAGAGAUUGUACAUCAUUCAAAAUGGUGCCGUAGUGUAYGAAGGUGAUAUUGGGCCACGUGGAUAUUGUCCACAACAAGUACGUGAUUGGCUGGAUAAAUAUAGAUUGCGUGAAAAUAACAACUAACUUAGUUAACGAUGAUUGGAUGAAUUCCUCGAUGUCAGUUGUGGGCUUCCUGUGUUACAGUAUUCAGAGGAGGAAUGGAGAACCUCUGCGUAUAAUGUCAACUGAGGACAGUAAUUAUUCACCACGAUGUAAUCACGUGAAAGUGAAGUGGACACAUUUAGUAUAGGUAUUGUAGAUAUAAAUCAUAAUAACUCAUAUAUAUUAGAUAGCAUCGAAAACGAGUCUCCUCGUGCUCAAUCGUUGCCUUACUCAUCGAUUUUCCAUUGGUAUUGACACUUGCAUAGAAAGAAUGUGUCAUUCUUUAUCAAUAUCUUGAGUCACUCAAAUGUAUGUAUGUAGCGUUUUUGUACUGUUCUCGAUUGCUUGAAGACAGCCGUAAACGAAGCAAAUAUUCACUACGAAAACGCAUGUGUGUGGGCAAGUCCUCAGUGUAAUACACUAGGCUUAGCGAAAUCGUUCGGUUUCUCACUAUUUUUUUCCUAAAAACCUUAAUUUGCUUAGAACAGCGAUUUACACUGAGGUUGCCUAAGGUUAAACUAAGAUUGUCUAAUUUUUGCUCUUUAGCUUAAUCCUGUUGAUUCGUAUAUCUAUUUUAGRCAUUUUGGACUUAAAAAGACAAACUAGUCACAUUUACAACAUUAUUUCAAGUGACUUUGUAACUAAAUGACAUAGAAAGAGGUCACAGAUAUACGAGAUUCCUUUACAUUCUAUGCUCUAAAACUCCAUAAAUCUGGUAACGAUUUAUGAUCUGUGUGUAAGGAUAAACAAGGGCGGGAWAAUGUGUUUCAGAUUUGCUAAUGAUGACGACCAAAGAGAAAAUAUUGUACUUUUUGGUCUGAUGUGAAAGCAAUUCAAGGACAGCAUUUUGUUUACUUGAUUAUCAGAAGGAUUUCUUGCUUGAUUUCUAGCUGAAAAGAGAUUUGUKUGGAAUGUAUUUUGUAAAACGCCACAUUGCCCAUAUUGCUCUAGUAUUUUUCUACCACAUUUAGCAAAUGGCUUUAUAUUUUCGAUUUAUACGUGGUUAUAAGUAUCCAGACUUAUAAUAAAUGUAGAUAUCACUAUG
Exaiptasia diaphana is the source of this 2516-nucleotide messenger RNA. Its product is annotated as type I iodothyronine deiodinase-like. The record is from RefSeq and is a predicted model, not a curated record. Gene Ontology annotation, molecular function: thyroxine 5'-deiodinase activity. NCBI's taxonomy places the organism in Eukaryota, Metazoa, Cnidaria, Anthozoa, Actiniaria, Aiptasiidae. The transcript is spliced from 2 exons.